Molecule: messenger RNA, 2877 nt
Organism: Aspergillus ruber CBS 135680
Lineage: Eukaryota; Fungi; Ascomycota; Eurotiomycetes; Eurotiales; Aspergillaceae
Exons: 1
Coding region: 1-2877 (958 amino acids)
Source: RefSeq, a predicted model, not a curated record
AUGAACGGCUCUAACUCCCCCCCCCCUCACGACAAGAACUCGAAACCAAACUCCAACAGCGAAGACACCAAAACAUCCGACCUCCCCGACGGCAACUACGACAUCUUUGUCAUCCCCCCACACUCUGCCGGCUCCGGAUUCCUAUAUCUCCCGUCUCUACAAUGCCAACGGAAUAGCUUUCUCGCCGGGUCCGCAAGUACACUCUUGUUCGUGUUUCUGUGGUCGAAUAUUGCACCGGUUGUGCGGGGGUGGUAUGUUCUUACGGCUACGGGUGGUGGGAUUGGGAGUUUGGGGAGUGCGAUUGGGCUUCUUCUAGGGGUGGUUGUUGUUGGUGUGGUAGGAUGGGUUGUUGGGUCGUUGCAAGCGGGUGGUACGGGUACGUGGCGGGAGAGGUGGAGACGGGAGAAGUCUGGUGGAAAUGGGUCGGGUGAGUCUGGGGAUGGCGAUGCCCGUACCAAGGAUCAGUCUGCGAGAGGUGCAAGCGAUCCCAAAGGUUCUGAGUCUGGCGGCCAACAAGAGCAGCGCCAACGACAAGACGGCGGCGGAAAGACCGGUAAAAGCUCAAACAACGGUAAACAGCAUAGUGCUGGUGAUGCAAACUCCGAAUCGACCCCAAAUGACAAUGAUGGAGGAUCAGAAUAUGCCGAAUGGGGGAAAGCCCGCGACCAGGAACGUGAGAAAGGCAGAGAAAAGCAGCGAUUUGAAGAGGAAAAGCGCCAAUAUGAGGAAGAACAGCGUCGCGAGCAACUAAAGCGCGAGAAGCAACGUAAAGAAGAGCUCCGGCAUGAGAAGGAGAAAAAGGAACAGGAAAAACGUCGCCGCGAGGAAGAGGAGCGACGUCGUCAUGACGAGCAGAAACAACAUGAAAAAGAGAAAAAGGAACAAGAGCAACGGCGUCGUGAUGAACAGAACCGGAAGGAAGAAGCCCGUGAAGAAGCAAGACGCAGAGAGCAACUCCGCCAGAUUCAAGAAGAGGCUCGCCGUCGUGAGCAAAAGCAGCAGCAGGAACAGGAGCAGCGUCGCCGUGAGGAAGAGAAGCGGAAGGAGGAGGCUCGACAGGAGUCAAGACGGAGGGAGGAACUUCAUAAGCGUGGAGAAGACGCUCGCCGCCGCGAGGAAGAAGAGCGCAAAGAGAAACUUCGACGUGAGGAGGAACAGAAAGAUAGUCAGCGUCGUCGUGAAGAGGAUAGCCGAAGAGAAGAACAGCGCCUUCGCGAGGAAAAAAGACAAAAAGAAGAGAAGAUGAAGGAGGAGAUCCGCCGACGUGAAGAAGAGAAACGUAAGGAAGAAAUUCGUCGUCGCCAAGAGGAAUGGCGCAAAGAAGCACUUCGGCGGAAAGAAGAGAGACAGAAGGAAGAAGCACGCCGCGAGGAGGAAAAACGGCAAGAAGAGCUCCGACGCGAAGAGGAAAGAAAACAAGAAGGACUCCGCCGCGAGGAAGAAAGGAAGAAAGAAGAAGCCCGGCUGGAGGCGGAACGGCGCAGAGAGGAGAUCCGGCGGAAGAUGGAAGAUUAUAAGCGACAAAAAGAGGAAGCAGCACGCGAGAAGCAGAGGCAACAAGAGCAUGAGGCCAAGGAAAAAGAGCUCAGAGAACGAAAAGAGCAAUUCGAGAAGGAAAUGGCCGCAGCUCGGGAGGCCGCUGCUAAGGAGGCACGAGAGCGCGCCGAGCGAGAAGCUGCCGAAGCUCGAGCCCGCUUUGAACGAGAAUCUGCGGAGGCAAAGGCAAAAGCGGAGAAAGAAGCCGCUGAAAUACGAGAACGAGAAGAGAAAGCUGCUGUCGCUGCCAAAGCCAAGGCUGAAAGGGAAGCUGCUGAAAAGGAGGCCGCCGCAAGAGCAGCAGCGAAGAAAGAGGCUGAUGCCAAGUUCGCGGCCCUCAAGGAAGCGGCCGCUAAGAAGUACGCAGAAAAAAAGGCCAAAGAUGCUGCAGAGAAGAAAGCCAAAGAAGAGGCUGCAGCAAAGGAGGCCGCCGCUAAGGAAGCUGCAGCCAAAGAAGAAGAAGCGGCAAAGAAAGAAGCAGCAUCCAAAGCCAGUGCUUCAUAUUCCGACACGGCGCCACCGCAACCUCCUCCCCACCGCACCCCAUUACCAAAGAAGCCGGGCGAAGAAGAUAAUCCAUACGAACGAGCCCGGCGGCCUUAUCAAGGGGGUGCUACUGGAUCCACUGCUUCUGAAUCCUCAUAUACUCCAUCGCACUCAACGGCCAGGACUUCUCCCCCACCAUCGAACCGAGGCGGUUACUCCCGUGGUGGCUACUCUACGAAAGAUCCAGACAAGAUUGUCAUCUCUGGGGUGUUCGCUUUUAACAACAAUUUUGUCGACAUUCCAGUGGCCCAACUAGUUUCCGGUCAAGGAACCGUGUCAGACGGCCUGGUUCUUAAAAUCACCACAGAAGGGCUGUUCAUCGACGACGACAUCCGAGGUGUUCCCCAACGAGAAUGGGACGCCAAAGCAUGGACCAUGAAGUCCGUUGAGGUGUGGUGUUCUCAAUACGCAGCAUCUCCCCAAGCUCGCCAGAACCCCACGAAAUCAUCCAAUCCCUUCCGCACUGGCUCUACAUUGCCUCCGACACCUGAAGAGUCGGAUGCGUAUCUUAUGGAUAUGUUACGGGUGUGCAAGAAUACCUGCCGUGUUGGCACUCGCAGUAGCAACGACGAUGAUACUCUGAACUUCGCGAAGCGUGGGCAUCACAUGCUCCGGGCGAGAUUCCGCGAGCAGGAUGGCAAGAAUUACGUCUUUGUUUUUGACGAAAGCGAGGGGUGGAAGGUUGCUAUUGGACUGCAGCGUCUGAGACGGGGAACGCAGACUCGGUCGUUGGGUGUACUCAAUAUGACUGUAACUGAUUGUCAGUCGGUCAUGGAGAAUCUGGGAUAUGCCUGA